AUGGUUUGCGGGUGAGGGGCGCGCGCGCGCGCGGAGCCCGCCUCGUGAGCAUGGCAACCGAGACGGAGCCGGGGGAGCCCGGCAAGGGGAAGUCCUUUAAGCUGCUUGGGAUCCUUGACGUCCAGAACACCCCUUGUGCCCGGGAAUCCAUUCUCUAUGGAGCGCUGGGGGCCGUGGUGGCUAGCAUGGGGCACUUCUUGUUUACCAGUCGAAUUCGAAGAUCUUGUGACGUCGGCUUUGGAGGGUUUAUUGUGGUGACGUUGGGGUGUUGGUUCCACUGUAGGUACAAUUAUGCCAAACUGAAAAUCCAGGAAAGAAUUGCUCUAAAAGGCAUGAAAAACAAGGUUCUGUAUGAGAGCACGCAUCUGGAUCCAGAACGCAAAAAAGCCAGCAGUGAUGGAGGCUUGCAGGAAACAGGACUUGCAGGAACCCGACAAGACUAGAAGGAGCCCCGCUGCCCUGGAGGCCCCCCCCCCCCACCCCAUCAAAAUCUUCGCCAGCCACUGGGUAGGGCGGCCAGAGCUCUGAGCCCCCCACAGAGAGCUUCCCUGGGACAGAGAAACAGAGCGACCAGCCUUGUGUUGUCUAAGCAGUCACACCAUCCUCGCUGAUGCCCGGGGCCGCCGUAUGGACGGCCACCACCUGCUGUGGCCAAGCUAGGUCUGGGACAAGUCAGAAUGGCGAAAAAUAAAUGAUGCUGUCUUGCCCAGCACCUUUGGAAACGA
Tachyglossus aculeatus (Australian echidna) is the source of this 725-nucleotide messenger RNA. RefSeq names its product cytochrome c oxidase assembly protein COX20, mitochondrial. The transcript has 4 exons. Gene Ontology annotation, cellular component: mitochondrial inner membrane; mitochondrion. Gene Ontology annotation, biological process: mitochondrial respiratory chain complex IV assembly. The coding region runs from base 51 to 443 and encodes 130 amino acids. The record is from RefSeq and is a predicted model, not a curated record. NCBI's taxonomy places the organism in Eukaryota, Metazoa, Chordata, Mammalia, Monotremata, Tachyglossidae.